This is a messenger RNA of Erythranthe guttata (spotted monkey flower), 2580 nucleotides long. RefSeq names its product RNA-binding (RRM/RBD/RNP motifs) family protein (gene ROS3). The record is from RefSeq and is a predicted model, not a curated record. Gene Ontology annotation, cellular component: nucleus. Gene Ontology annotation, molecular function: RNA binding. Lineage: Eukaryota; Viridiplantae; Streptophyta; Magnoliopsida; Lamiales; Phrymaceae.
AAUCAACUCCAGAUUUCAGUGAGGAUUAGGGUUUUACAGGAACACACACACAUAGAGAGAGAGAGAGAGAGAGAGGGGGAUAAAAUAGAAAUACGAAGUGUAGAAGAAGGUGCAAUUUAGUGGGUAUUAAGAGUAAAUUAAGAGAAUGGGAGAAAAAAUGAGGAUAUAUAUAGGGGGGUUGGGAUCGAGUGUGCAGGACGAUGAUUUGAGGAAGACUUUCACAUCACCUCAGUUGGGCACUGUCGAAUCCGUUGAAAUUAUUCGCACCAAAGAUCGGAGCUUUGGCUAUUUGGAGUUUGUUCCCGUCUCCGACAAAGGCCUCGCUAAGCUUUUCAGCACGUACAAUGGUUGCCUUUGGAAAGGGGGAAAACUAAGGCUCGAGAAAGCCAAAGAACAUUAUUUAUUUCGCUUAAACCGCGAAUGGGCAGAAGAGGCCGAGACUGAAAUCAAAUUGUCCACCCAGAAUGUUGAUGCGGUUGACAGUGUGCCGGUCUUGCAGAAACCGAAAAAAGACCUAGAUAUUGACAAAUCACAGCUCAAUUUAUUUUUUCCCAGAUUGAGGAGGAUAAAACCUAUACCUCUCAAAGGAACUGGAAAACACAAGUACAGUUUCCAACGUGUCGAAAUUCCUCCCCUUCCCAUCCACUUUUGCGACUGUGAAGAGCAUUCUGUACCUCCUGAGUCGGCCAAAAUAAAUCCUACCGUUACCGUUUCCCACGAGACGGAGGUUUUUGGGGUGAAUGAAAACGAGCUUAACAUGAUGAAAUCGAUAUUGGACAAGCUAUUAGAUAGGAAUAGCUCGAAGACAGUUAAGACUGUCUCUAAUCAAGCUAAAGUUACCGAGGAAGCAAAUUGUGACGCUGCUUAUAAUGGGCAAGCUGAUGAUAUUGAGGAAGAUGAAGUGAGCGAUGAAGAUGAAGCAAGUGAUGAAGAUAACCUUGUGAUUAACAUAGUGGGAAAGUCGAGUAAGAGAGUUGAUUCAUUGGAGGACUGGGGACAGAAAAUGACUGCUGUUAAUCAGGACUCUUUUCUGAGAGAGCCAGCGUCUUUCAGUAAACCCAUUCCUGAAGUGCACGGAAAUGAAAAAACGAACCUUCUUCCUAACAAGAAGAGGAAACAAUCCGUUGAAGAAAAUAAUUCAAACAAUACUGCACCUUCAAACAAAAAGGGAAGGAAGGGGGUCCCACAUGACAGCGAAGAUAUUCCAGUCGCUGUAAAGACUAAGUCAAUCGAUUCGAAAUCAGGUCCGGUAGAGUUAAGUCGCGAUGGGGGAAGCUCGCGGAAGUCACCAUGGAAAGAUCUGGUACGUGACAAGGAUAGUGCUGCUUUCCACAUCUCAGACGUUUUGAUGGACCUUAAUCCUGAAGUUGAAGCCGAGCCAAUUUCUGAUAGCUUCAAUGGAAGUGAUGAAAAGGGUGACGAAUCGAGCAAAGUUAUGGAGGAUGAUGUUCAGUCAACUGAACCAAGUGCUGGCUUCGAUGAAAAUGAUGACAAGAGAGACGAAUCAAGCGAAGUCAAAGAGGAUGAUGUUCAGUCAACUGAACCAAGUGCUGGCUUCGAUGAAAAUGAUGACAAGAGAGAUGAAUCAAGCGAUGUUAAAGAGGAUGGUCAAUCAACUGAACCAAGUGCUGGGUUCGAUGAAAAUGAUGACAAGAGAGACGAAUCAAGUGGAGUUAAAGUGGAUGUUCAAUCAGCUAAACCAAGUGCAGUUGACGAAAAAAUGGCCAGAGGUGCUGCGUGGCGGCAAAAGUCGUCAUGGUUGCAACUGGUUGCAGAUGCAAGUAGCAGUAAGUUCAGCCUUGCGCAAGUUUUACCUGGCGUAACUUUUCAAACACAAGAGACACAACAGCUGGACAACAACGACGACUUUUUUAAUUCGAAAAAUGGAGGAUUUGUCCACGAGGAAGACAUGGGUAAACCUCAAGGAAGUGCUAAUAAAGAUGUUUAUGCUGCUCUUGAGAACCCAAUGGCGAGUGUGUUAACCAAGGAGCAAUCGAAUUCUGAUUCAAAAGAAGCAGUUGUCGAAGAGAAGGGUGAGGAGUCUGCUCCAUUACAUCUUACCAACAAUGUACAAAGUAAUAGGGCUUUGGGAGACACUGUCGUAAGCGAAACUUGCCCCUUUAUGAGGACUGAUGCUUCAUUGAAAAAGUGGAAGAAGCUUAGUGGGUCCCGCAAUAAGAAAGGGAAGGGACAGAAGCUGGCCCGGGAUUAGGGAAUUGGUGGAAAAGGACUGAAUUCGUAAGUCGACAGAUUCGUAAGUCAAUAGAUUUUACCCACAAGUGUGGAAUUCUUCAUCGGCUUUUGGGAGUACUGCAAUAGUUGAAACGGUUUGGUUUAUGCUGUAACAAUGCUGAGAAUGAGAGUCGUCUGGCUUCAUUAAUUAUUUCAUGUAAGAUAUUGUCUGGUUUCGGCCUCGUUAGGGAAUUUUGGUAAGUUGAGAAGAGUGAUAGAUAAGAUUGAUUAAACUUCCUUAAGAAUAUAUUGUCUAUGAUAAUCUCUGUAUUGGACAGUAUCAUUCAUAGGAUUGUGUUGUAAUAUGACUUGAGAUUGAACUAUAUAUUAUUUAUAAUCUUGUGUGAA